GUUGAGAUGUGAAUGUUUAAUGAAACGUACAAAUAGAUGGAUCGUGGUUUAACAGUUUGCAGAUAGAUACAGUUUUUAGUUGUACUGACCAUCAGCAUGCCUCACCCUCCGCUUAAGAUUGACUUACAUACACACAUUCUACCGGAAUCAUGGCCUGACUUGGAAAAAAGAUACGGAUAUGGCGGGUGGGUGAAACUGGAAAUAAAAAAUGGGAAUGGUUACAUGAUGAAGGAUGGAAAGCUAUUCAGGCGGGUUGAUGAGAACUGUUGGAAUGUUCACCAUCGAAUUAAAGAAAUGAACUUCACAGGAGUCAAUUAUCAGGUCUUAUCCACCGUCCCAGUCAUGUUCAGCUACUGGGCUGAAGCCGACCACGCGAAUGAAGUUAGCCAGUUUCUGAACAACCACAUUUCCGCAACUGUCGAUAAGCACCCUGACCGCUUCAUGGCCCUGGGAACGCUUCCUCUACAGAGCCCCGCCCUCUCCGUCGCCGAAAUUCAGAGGUGUAAAAAAGAGUUGGGUCUCCCAGGUUUUCAGAUUGGGUCGCACGUAAAUGAUUGGAACUUGGAUGCUGACGAAUUGGAACCGGUCUUUCAGGCCUUGGUGGAUAAUGACUGCUGUCUGUUCAUCCAUCCAUGGGACAUGGAGACCAAGCGAUUGGAUCAGUACUUUUUACCCUGGCUCGUUGGAAUGCCAACGGAGUCAACAACGGCCAUCUGCAGUCUCAUAUUUGGGGGCGUUCUUGAGAAGUUCCCGAAACUUCGAGUGUGCGUUGCGCAUGGAGGUGGAAGUUUUCCAUACACGUUGGGAAGAUUGGAGCAUGGUUAUCACUCGAUACCUGAACUUUGUGCUACCAAGUGCAAGCUAACUCCAAAACAAUUUGUUGGACGGUUGUAUUUUGAUUCGCUGGUGCACGAUUCGGAGGCGCUCAAGUUCCUGGUACAAACAAUGGGAGAGGAUCAGGUAAUCUUAGGAAGCGACUAUCCCUUCAGACUGGGUGAAAAUAAACCAGGAUUAUUGAUUGAAAGUAUUGAUUCAUUCAGUCAAACUACUAAGAACCAACUUCUAGGAUUGAACGCCCUAAACUUUUUAGGAGUUGACAGGACAAAAUGUUGUCAGGAAAACCUCUUCAAUUAGACCAACACUUUCUACGUUUUACUGCAAAUUUCGUUUAUAUAUUCUAAAAAACUCUCAAUUUUGAAUAUUAUUGAUAAUAUUAUAAUUAUAUACAAUUUGAAAAAAAUGAUUAUUUU
Helobdella robusta is the source of this 1250-nucleotide messenger RNA. RefSeq lists its product as hypothetical. Gene Ontology annotation, biological process: secondary metabolic process. Gene Ontology annotation, cellular component: cytoplasm; cytosol. The record is from RefSeq and is a predicted model, not a curated record. The coding region runs from base 97 to 1134 and encodes 345 amino acids. The transcript has 12 exons. Gene Ontology annotation, molecular function: carboxy-lyase activity; hydrolase activity. NCBI's taxonomy places the organism in Eukaryota, Metazoa, Annelida, Clitellata, Rhynchobdellida, Glossiphoniidae.